UCACUCGCAGUCUGACAGUGUUCUGGUAACCUGUGCCAUGCACAGAGCAGGGUGCACUCACAAGCCAAGCCAUCUGCUUGCAUGGCAUGGGUUAAUCGAGCCUGUGGGAUUGUGCUUACCUAAACAAAACCACUGCAGUGAAGGGAAAAAACAAUGAAUGGGUGGAGAUGAGCAGCCCAAGCGUUCCAGCGAGUGCAGUCCAGGCUGCAAUGACAAUCUGAAGGUUGCAGCAGCAUCAGGAUCUGCAUUCAAAGUGAGCAAAUCUUCCAGUGUGGAGGACUUGUUCAUUUUCUAAGACAUGGCCAGUAACCAGGCCAGCCUUCAAGAUGACCAGAGCCGGCACUGUAAGUUCUUGUCUUAUAUGUUCUACCAGGCUGUGCGAGACCACAAACCUGUGUGGAUGCUGGAAGACAUGAGAACUAUGGAAUAUUUUUACUGGGAGGAGAAUGCCAGCUUGAGAACGUAUUCACCUUCAGAAGCCCUUCUCUAUGCAGUGGUGCAUAAUCACCUGCCUUACGCUCAGUAUCUGCUGUCUCAUUUUCCAGAGGAGGCUCUCAAGGUACCUGGGGAACAUUUCUGCUAUUGUCCAUCCUCUGCUCCUCACUUGGCCAUGGCGGUCACCUAUGACAGGAGAGAUAUUUUGGGGCUGAUCAUCAAAAUUGCGCACAAGAUGCCCAGCUUGAACUCCUACAUCAACCGGACUGGCUGCUUUCAUCUGGAAGAUGGCAAAACCCCUCUGCAUCUUGCCUGUGAAUUGCUGAGGUCAGAGACCGUCCUCAUCCUCCUAGGCAAUGGGGCUUCUCCCAGGAUCAUGGACAGCAAAGGGCUUACCCCUCUGGAUGUCAUCCUGGAGCAAAUGUGGGACUCCAAAGUCAAUGUGGCAUCAAAAAAGCUUUGCCUCGAUUACCUCUUGCUCUUCAUGCCUAAUCCACAGUUUAAGAUGCGGAAAGUCCUGCAGGACCAUCCUGAGCACUGGACAGCUUUGCUAGGGGAAGACAAAUUCAACAGCCUGGUGGGGAACACACCUGCUUCUUUAUACCUGCAAGCUAUGCAAACUAUUCUCCAGUCUCUCCCACCCUCCCACUUCCCUAAAAGCAUCCAGGAACUGCCUAUACCUCAGGCACUAAAGCCCCUACCAUCCUAUGGCAAAAAGCUACAGACAAAAAAUGUGGUAAAUGCUUUUCCUUGACUUUAUUAUUUGGGACUUGGAUUUUCAAAGGCAACUUGAGGGAGUUAGGUGUCCACUUCCCUUUGAAUUGCAAUGCAGUUUUGGUACCUAGCUUCCUGGGGGUCUCAUCUGAAAAUUCAAGUAUUUCAUGAUAAGAUUUUAAAAGGUUUUCUAACUGAUUGUAGGCACGACACUUUUAAAAGCAAAAACCUUCCUUUUUAUGUUGUGCAUGCAAAGGGUUAAAUAGAUUUGAAGGUAUUUUUUUUAAAACCAUGGACCAGAAUCAAUGUAUCUGAAUUUCCAAUAUGCUAACGGUGUCCUGUGUAAAUUGUCCAGAUAGAAGGAAAUUACCUAUCCCCUGGGAUUGUUCAAACACUGUCAAGAAGGGACUGUGUUCUUCCAGACCUAGGGAAAACACUGUACUGUCUCUGACAGUGUUGACAUACCAGGUUUCCUUUGUGAGAAACUGCUACAGCAUGAUCUGGAAACAAUAAAAAAUCCAGGUGCUCACCAUACUGAUGGAAAUGCUUUAUAAGGGGGCAGUGGGUCUGUGUUCUUGUGGAGGGAGCAAAAGCAGAUACAAGAACCAUGAGGAACCUUCCUCUUUCAUUGGGGAUUAAGGGGUUAAAAGGCAAUCCCAUCCCUGCUGCUUCUGUAGAAUUGUGCAAAGGGGAGGGAACCAUUUUCCUUGCUGUCCAGUGAAAAAAUGGAAAUCAUGGUAGUGCCAAUAGAAGUUACAUCUUUAAUGAGUGACAUUAGUCUGGCUUGACUUCGGUUUGGGGGGGGGGGUAUCCCCAAGAGAGUGGCAGUUCUGCCUUGCUGCCUUGAUUUAGACAUUUAGAUCAAAACCACCCACAUCUUGCCAGUGUGAUGUUUUGCUUGGUAUGUUGUUGUGGUUGCUUAAGGCAUGCAGGGUCCAGUUGGCAGCUGCAGGGCUUAAUCCUGAAAAGUGAGGGGUACCUUGUGCUCCCAUUGACUUCAUUGGGAACCAAGGGUUGGAGGCUUUAACACUCUGACAGGAUUGGGCUCUUAGAGCCAAUUCAGCUUGCCUUGCAUUACCAGGAGCACUAUGCUUUAUUCUGAGUCAGUAUUAUUAAUCAGGAAGUCAAUCGUUAAUCAGUCGGUACCUUGCUGUCUGUGGAGAACCCAGCAGUGGAAACUACUUACAUAAUGACACACCAGUGGCAGUGCUCCACUCACACUCCCUGUAGGACCCGUUCUUUAUUUACCUGUAAAUCACAGUCAUUCCAGCCCAUGUUUGCAUUUUUAAAUCUAACUCUUGUAUCCAAAAAAAUCCCAACAAACCCAGCUACAAAAAUUCCCCAUAUUUAUAGCAUGCAGCACAUAGUGUGUGCUCGUCUCCUUACAAUAGAGAAAGUGCUAGGCAGUGUGUGAUUCCUCUGGCCAGUUUUCUUGAGAUCAUGAACAAGACAUGGCACGUAGUAGAGUUUGUGCUACAUCUCUUGUCAAAUAGGAUGGCUACUGUAUGGAUUAACGAUUUGUUUCUCCUACAGUAAAGUAACAAGCCAAAUUCUCAGCUGGUGUGAAUUGGUGCACCUCCCCUGGAGUCAUUAGGAUUGCACCCACUUACGCCAAUAUGAAAUUAUGGGGAGUACCCCUGUGAUACUGGUCAGGGUGCCAGCCACAAGUGGAUGACAGGCUGCUGAAUAUACUGGGGAGUGCCCCUGCUGUAUGUAUCAGAUACAUCCCUGUGAAACAUGCCUGUUGUGCUACCAAAUGUUCUGGGGACUGAAUGUUCUGGGAGCCUCCUGUGCUGCUGAAUACACUGUUUGCUUGUCAUUACUGGUAUAUUGAAAAAAAUGCCGGCACGGCUUUUACAAUAAGGGAUCAGCACUGAAUGGGUUAAUCUCUUCCCCGCAUCAUGCCUUACCAGAGUAUUUUACUCCAAUGACAUCUCCAGGAUUGUAUGAUUCCUUUAUGAUUUACUCCCUUUUUUGGGGGGUGGGGAAGGGAGAGGAAGAGGGAGGGGUUGAAAAAUGGUGUGCACAUGAAAUUGGAUUUUUGCAAAGACACUAUUAGCAUGACAGGCUCUGCGGCACACAGGCCAACGUGGCAGAGAUGGAGGCUAUUGCAGCUGAGAGGUAUCUCACCCCCCCCCACCACCUCCCCCAGCAGCGUUGAGCUGAGGGUAGAUUAGCAUAAAAAGCACUGGCUGGGCCCACCCUGCCUGUCUGCAGAGAGUGUGCAAGCUCCUCCAGCUGUAGCAGCUCAUCAGCCCCACAAGAGACAGGGGAGACGGGGGCCAACAAAGCAUCCAUUUCAUUCCCAAGGCUGACAAACUGACAGAACAAUAGCACGGCUCCUCAGAGUGAGCCGCAUUCUGCUUUCAGGGAAGUCAGUGGGAGCAGGCUGGCGCUCAGCGUUGGCUCUGUCCGCAACGAAGUCGCAGUAUCUAAUUUGGAUGUCAGCAGGGAAGAGGCGGAGGAGGAGGGGGAUGAUAUUAUUAGAAUGCUAAUUAGGCUCCAGUAGCAGGAAUUCAGUCUUGAAAAACAUGGAAGGGAAUUCAUUAGAUAUUUUUAUACUGUCUUGGGUUCCACUAGACCUUCAGCUCUGAACAGAGCUUCAGCAGGAACACCCAAGCUAGGGAGGUGGGGAGGGGAAGGAAUUUUGUGUAGGGAUUGGUCAUGUGAGCAACAUGGUGCUUCCAGGCACACGGGGUGAAAUUCUCAGGUGCAGAGAGGACCAGGGCAGCACUUGAGACACAUCUGGGCCUUAAACAUUGCAGAGGCAUUUGUCAACUCCCUGCUCAGAGGCAAAUUUCACCUUUUGCCAGGUCUAAGCUUGCAAUGCAGUAUUGCUCCGGCUUAUCCAGAUCUUUUCUGUUUGCAAAGUUAGAUUGGUUCAACUGCAGUGUGGAACUUCAUGUGUUUAUGAGUGUUUGAAUGUGGUCACCUUCAGCUGGGUGCACUCUGGAUUAUGGUGUAGUCAGGUGCCUGAUGAAUCUCCUUGUAGGAGUCCUGUGACCAUCACACCAAGACCUUGAACACGUAUGCCUAGGCAAGAGUGUGGAGAAGUGGAGGCUGCCUAAUGCCUACCGUCCCCACUUUAGACCACUGAGACAGACUCUAAAGGCUAAACCAAGUCCAGAUGUUCAGGUCCUCGACAGUUGUAGCUUCUGCCAGAGAGCAGCAGAUAAGAACUGCUGUUGACUCAGCGAGGGUGUGUUUCUGUCAGGGUGAUGUAUGUCCCAUAGCUUUUCUCCACCAAAGGAGUACCCACAAGGCAGUGAGGGCUAGGGUUUUGAGGCACCAUAUACUCCAUGUUGCCACCAAGCCCUCCAGUUGGAUGCAGUUAACAGUCAUACCCAGGACCAUAAUAGGAUAUGAGUCAGCAAUACCUACUAUUGCAGGGGAAAGGAACUUUUCUGUAUUUCAAGCUGUAAGGGAAGGUCUGUGCAUUUUCACAGCAACCAAGGGAUUGUUAAAAGUUGCUACUAUCUAGUGGCUGUGUAGUGGCCUGUGCUCAUCAAGUCGCCAGGCCUUAAGACAUAGAUGAAGCUGGAGGACAGAAGUCUAUACUUAUGCUGACUAUGCAGGCCAUAUUGUGAGGCUGCUUUUGGGGUGGGAUUUCUUUUCUGUUAGAAAGGAAUGGUUUUCUAUCCUGGUUCAUCUGUCCUUAGCAUUGAUCUGCCUGUUUAUUUGUUAUUUUGUUUGUCUUCCUUCUCAGUAAGACACAUUACACCUUACGCAGCCAAAUCUACCUCAGCAUCAUCACACUUGAUUCUUUUUAUUCAAUCUCUUAGUUCAUCAUCCUCUGUAAACCUGCUUACAAACAAAACUAAAAGUCUAGAUCUUUUGUACAGUCCUUCCCUCCAACCUGUCAGUCUCUAGACUUGAAUCUUCCUAGAGGAAAAAUCCCUGCACUUGCAUGAAAAAUACAUACAUUUCCUUUUAGUUUUUACUUUUUAAUCAAAAAGGGUGCUAGGUGCCGUAUAGCAAUGUUUACAUUUGGCAUAAAAAUACACUGAAUGAGUGUAAUUUGAGAUUUUUAUUUUUAAACUGGGGAGGGGGGGAGGGCAAAAGAAAAUAAAAGAGGUAGUGAAAGAGAGAUAGAGAGAAAAUAAAAGGAAAAUAAGUUGAUACCAGCCUCCGGAUUAUCAAUGGGCUUAGCAGGAUAUGACUUUCUUUUUACUUCUGUCUUUGUGAGUCGUGUUAUAAUGAGUACGUGUGUGUGUGUGUGUGUGUGCAUGCGUGCAUGUGUGUGUGUGUGUGUGUUCAUUUGUGUGUGUGUGUGUGUGUGUGCAUGUGUGUGUAUCUGCCCUCUCCAGGACAGACUCAGAACUGCUCCUUUUGGGGAAGUUUCUGGGAUAAUGAAAAAACAUGAGAUACUCAGAUACUAUAGUGAUAAAUGCCUUAAGAAAUCAGCCUCUACAUAUAUAAAAUCAAGCAGGCUUUGCACCACAAGCAUUAUACUGACAAUAGCUAAGGAAGCUUCUUCACAUAAAGUGCCAGUAGCCUGUGCUCUUGAAGCAAGAGAUCUGUCCCUGACCGACAAGUAGCAGUGGUCCACAGCCUCUUGACAGCCAUGAUCAGGCAGCAGCGGCUUUGCUAUUGUGUCACCAUUUAUUUCUAUAUCUUUUUUUUUACUCAAAAUCUUUUAUACAUAGCUCCUAAACUUUCUUCUCUAUUGACAUUUGGUUGGAAGCAUACCACCUCAGUACAGCACUAGGCAGCGGCGUGAUGAUGUUCCCUACCUGCUCUGUGCUGGUUACUUGUUGAGCUGAAGGGAGAGUAGUCCUGCUGAGAAGAAGAACCUACUGGGGAGUGUGCAGCAUCAGCACAAUAAGAUGACUACCCAGUUUCUAGUUCACAAGGUAGCACAGAUGCAGCUAUACUGGAGCACCGUAGAUGCCCCUGCUGAGGCUCUAAAGCCUGUGGGAGUUUUGGUGGAUUUAAUGGAGUACUGCAUCACUGCUAAUACCACAGGGCCAGUUUCUGAAAUCUGUGGCACCUUUUUACUUCUGGAGUGACUCUUCUGAAAUCAAUAGAGUUCUCCUAAGAUUAUUCAGGAGUAAAUAGGAACAGAAUCUGGCCCCCUGGGUACCUCUGUGUACUUCCAGACACUGCACUUUUGACCUCAGCUUUUGACCUCAGCAGAUAAGCAAAUGGUACAGCUAAUCCAUGGAGACUUUUUACAUCAUUAGCAUUUUUUUUUUUAGUAUAUUUUCCAUCUCUCUGAAUGGGAGCUACCUUUGAUGGGCAUUCCCUGAGCUUGUUUUUUUGGGUCCAGUAUGAAGUUGACAACCACUAAUGUUUACUGAUUGAAAUUGAAUCCUGCCGAGCCUAAGGUACAAAUGAAUGUUCAUUGUAUGUUAUGACUUUCUUAUAAAUUAAAGCCAUACUUUGUAAUUUAGGUUUCUCUCUCUCUCUCCUUUUUUUUUUAAAGAAAAUUUAAUUCCAUAUGAUUGUGUUUGUAUAUUAUUCUCUGCAUGGUAAAGAUGACAUGAUUGCAAUGUGUACUGAAAAUAAAAUAUAUAGACACAUAUAAAGAGACACAGUCUCUGAUAUAAAUAUAUCAGCUAUGAAGAUUAUUUAAUCUGACUGUAUUACUGUAAUAAACUUGCAGU
Alligator mississippiensis (American alligator) is the source of this 6755-nucleotide messenger RNA. Its product is annotated as ankyrin repeat domain-containing protein 9. The transcript has a single exon. The coding region runs from base 299 to 1189 and encodes 296 amino acids. Gene Ontology annotation, molecular function: protein binding. The record is from RefSeq and is a predicted model, not a curated record. Lineage: Eukaryota; Metazoa; Chordata; Crocodylia; Alligatoridae.